Anguilla rostrata (American eel) is the source of this 1672-nucleotide messenger RNA. RefSeq names its product elongation factor 1-delta-like. Bases 741 to 1601 code for a protein of 286 amino acids. NCBI's taxonomy places the organism in Eukaryota, Metazoa, Chordata, Actinopteri, Anguilliformes, Anguillidae. Gene Ontology annotation, molecular function: guanyl-nucleotide exchange factor activity; translation elongation factor activity. Gene Ontology annotation, cellular component: eukaryotic translation elongation factor 1 complex; cytosol. The record is from RefSeq and is a predicted model, not a curated record. The transcript is spliced from 9 exons. Gene Ontology annotation, biological process: translational elongation.
CCGACCGUACCACUUUCAAAGCUGCAGAGGGGGGAGACCUCAGCGUGGAAGGGGGCGGGGCUUGCCGUCCCCCUGAGCGCAGUGGGGUGAACAGAGGGAGGGAGGGGAUAGGGGCGGAGCCUGUGUGGUUCGAGCACAGUGCCUACGAGCGCGCGGAGAGCUCCUAUCAGCGCUGGCUGGCGGAUCAGGAGGGCGCCAGAGCGCCUGCCUCGGGUUCGAGCCGUGGCCAUGGCGACGGGGGAGCCUGCCACCGGCAGGUGCAGGCGACGUGGGUGAGCGCGGGCGCCGGCCUGCCGGACUUUGACCCGGGCGAGCGACGCCCCCUCGUGGAGCUGUGGGCCCGCCCGAUCCCGGCCGCCCCCAGACCCGCCGCCGCCGCUUCCCACUUCGGCCGCACCGGGGGCCCCGCCCUUCCCGCCUCUAGCCCCGCCCCCAAGCGCCGGUCCCGUAGCGGCCAGCCCCGUCUCGCCCCCGAGCGCCGGAAGGAAGCCUGGGCGGAGAAACCACCUCAUGACCUGGCGGAGCCUGCCGGCCACGCCCACGCCCAGGGCCACGCCCACAGCCAUGGCCACGCCCAAAACCAGGGCCACGCCCACAGCCAUGGCCACGCCCACGGCCACCACCACUGGAGGAGAGGGGGGGCGCAGAGGGGCAGGGGUCACAGGUGGAACCGGAAGAGGUGGUGCUCAGAGGGGGACGGCGGGUCUCCGUGGCAACAGUACGGCGCUCCCCCUAGCACUAUGAGUGGUGUGCAGUACCUGGCUCAGGAGAGGAUCUGGUUUGAUAAGUCCCGUUAUGACGAGGCUGAGCGGCGCUUCUACGAGGGGGUGAACGGCCCCUCUCACGCGUCACAGGGUGCUGGAGGUAAUUUGAUCCUGCAGGACAUUGCCAGAGCCCGUGAGAAUAUCCAGAAAUCUCUAGCAGGACUGAAGACAGCUGUGCACCCAGGCAGGAGCCCUCACCACCCCAGGGGUCGCCAUGGUAGGCCUACCACAAUGUAUGCUGCAGGUGACCAGGAUGAGCUUGUGACCCGCAUGAGGGGCUUGGAGCUGGAGAACCAGAGUCUACAGAACGUGGUACAGGACCUUCGCUCGGCUCUGUUUAACCUUGAGUCCAGGGUUGCUCUGCUGGAGAGAACACCUGCAGCAGCCUCACCUUUCCAGACCAAUUCAGUCCAACAGCCAAAGGUCCGCGCCCCGGUGGAGGAAGAGGAGGAGGAGGACGAUGAUCUGGACCUGUUUGGCAGCGAUGAAGAGGAUGAGGAGGCGGAGAGAAUCCGUGAGGAGCGGUUGAAAGCGUACGCUGAGAAGAAGGCCAAGAAGCCCGCCCUCAUCGCCAAGUCCUCCAUCCUGCUGGACGUCAAACCAUGGGACGAUGAGACGGACAUGGUGAAGCUGGAGGAGUGUGUGCGCUCUGUUCAGGCGGACGGCCUGCUCUGGGGCUCCUCUAAGCUGGUCCCGGUGGGCUACGGCAUCAAGAAGCUGCAGAUCCAGUGCGUGGUGGAGGACGACAAGGUGGGGACGGACAUGCUGGAGGAGGAGAUCACCAAGUUCGAGGACUACGUCCAGAGUGUGGACGUUGCUGCUUUCAACAAGAUCUGACCCCCCCUUCCCCCCUACAGACACUGUUAUUGCAGCUGCAACACGGUUACCAAUAAAGAGCUGAGCUCAAA